Pistacia vera is the source of this 483-nucleotide messenger RNA. RefSeq names its product anthocyanidin 3-O-glucosyltransferase 6-like. The record is from RefSeq and is a predicted model, not a curated record. Lineage: Eukaryota; Viridiplantae; Streptophyta; Magnoliopsida; Sapindales; Anacardiaceae. The transcript has a single exon. Bases 1 to 483 code for a protein of 160 amino acids.
AUGCACACCGUUGAGUUGAAAGACUCGGAUACCGAGUUGGAAGUAUCGAGUCUCGUUAACCUAAUUCCUACUAAGGUUUUGCCUUCUACGUAUUUGGAGAAAGAUUGGUCUAUGAUAGUGUUUGAGCAAGCAAGGAGGUUCCGAAGGGUUAAGGGUAUUGUUGUAAAUUCAUUCAUGGAGUUGGAGUCUAAUAUGAUAAAGUCUUUCUCAAAUGCUAGAACUGAAACCAACAUCCCACCCAUUUCUUCUGUAGGACCCAUUUUGAAUCUUGAGGCUGAUAGCAUUGAUUUAGGGUCAGGUGGGUCCAAAACAAAAGCAGAAAUCAUGGAGUGGCUUGAUGAUCAGCUGCCAUCAUCGAUUGUGUUCCUAUGCUUCGGGAGCACGGGAAGUUUCGAUGAGGAUCAGGUGAAAGAGAUUGCUUGUGCGCUCGAGCAAGAGUGGGCACCGGUUCUUAUGGUCCCUACGUCAACCUCCACCAAGUGA